Molecule: messenger RNA, 858 nt
Organism: Iphiclides podalirius (scarce swallowtail)
Lineage: Eukaryota; Metazoa; Arthropoda; Insecta; Lepidoptera; Papilionidae
Source: the annotation of a GenBank genome assembly
AUGUGGCGCACUGGUCUAUUUGCCUUCGUCCUGUACCUGUGUUCUGGCCUUGGCAUAACUGCUGGUGCACACAGAUUAUGGGCUCACAAGUCCUACAAAGCCCGUCUUCCCCUUCGGAUAAUGCUAACGGUCUUCAACACAAUAGCUUUUCAGGAUUCCGUAUUGGACUGGGCCCGAGACCAUCGAAUGCACCAUAAAUACUCCGAAACAGAUGCUGAUCCUCACAACGCAACGCGUGGCUUCUUCUUCUCGCAUGUCGGUUGGCUGCUAGUGAAGAAACACCCACAGAUCAAGGCUAAAGGCAAGACCCUUGACAUGAACGAUCUUUGGUCGGAUCCAAUACUACGUUUCCAGAAAAAGUACUACCUUCUUCUCAUGCCUUUGAGUUGCUUUAUAUUGCCUACAUAUGUUCCGACUUUGUGGGGCGAAUCAUUGUGGAAUGCCUUUUAUGUGUGUUCGAUAUUUCGCUACGUUUACGUCCUUAAUGUGACAUGGUUUGUCAACUCUGUCGCCCAUCUGUGGGGUUCCAAGCCCUACGACAGGCACAUUAACCCCGUGGAGACUAAGCCUGUAUCUUUAGUCGUUCUAGGCGAAGGUUUCCACAACUACCACCACACGUUCCCGUGGGAUUAUAAAACGGCAGAAUUGGGAAAUUAUUCACUGAACUUCACCAAAUUGUUCAUCGACACGAUGGCCCGGAUCGGCUGGGCCUACGACUUGAAGACUGUAUCUGCUGAUGUCAUCGAGAAGAGAGUAAAGAGAACCGGUGACGGUAGCCACGGUCUUUGGGGAUGGGACGACAAAGACGUCGACGUUGAAGAAAAGGAGGUCGCUCAAAUUAUUAAUCCUAAGGAGGAA